AUGAGCUCGGAACUAAAUAAAAACAAUAAGUACCCCAUUUAUGUACCCAGACAGACACAACAUAAUAACCGAGCUCCUUACAAUGUACUAUCACGAAAAUUUGCAUCAUAUGGAGUCGUUAUCAACAAUGAGAAAUGCGUACUAGAUUCCAAAGGGUAUAACGAGUUUUAA
Loa loa (African eye worm) is the source of this 171-nucleotide messenger RNA. RefSeq lists its product as hypothetical. The transcript has a single exon. The record is from RefSeq and is a predicted model, not a curated record. Bases 1 to 171 code for a protein of 56 amino acids. NCBI's taxonomy places the organism in Eukaryota, Metazoa, Nematoda, Chromadorea, Rhabditida, Onchocercidae.